AGUCAACCCUUGUUCAGUGUAAAUAGAAAAAUAAGCUUUUCGUGAAUCGUGAUUCUUCGGUUGCUUCUGUUUCUGUUUUCCUUGAUCAGUCACCAUGGUUUCGAGGUCUCAUGGAACAUCAUCUGAACCAGGAGAUGAAAACACCAACACCUCUUUUCAUGAGAUGAAGAUUGAAGAAACAGGAGACGAAUUCUUCCAUCGCAACAUUGGGCGAUAUCGUCAUCGAAAAGACACCAAGGAUACUUCAAAAUUGGGAUGGGCUUUUGUUCUCACAAACCUCCUGCUAGAGAUCCUGGUGCUGGCUUUUGACCAAAUGGCCUCGCCGCAUCAUCCUCAAUAUGGUUUGAUCGUUUGGGGAUUGUCUUCGGCAGUCAUGUUUAUUAGCAUCGCUGAGCUCAUUUACAAAGGAAUGAUCAAGGAAAAGCUUAGCGUAUUGCAAUGCUUGAAAUCUCUGCUUCCUUUUUCUUCUUCUGGCGGUAAGAAACCAUAUAGCUUCGUGGAUGGUUUGAUCCUACUUGGUGCCAAGGUUCAAAUGGUUUUGGCAAGCAUUGCAUAUGCUUAUUUGCGUCAAGGUAAAGAGAAUCCAAUCAAAAUUUCUCUUGUAUCGCUUGUUUUCAUGGUAUGUUAUGCUUUUUCUAAAUUACAUAAGGAUGGGAAUGAAGCAAACCUUCUUCCAGUUAGACAGGAGAAUUGAAGAUGGUUUGGCAAUUGCAUAAACUAUGAGCAUCAUUCUUGCUCAUUUCAUGUUAAUCUUUAGUUUCUAUAUCUACAGUUCCUACUGUACCAAAGAUAAAUUCUAUUGUUGUCGUUAAAAAACUUCAUGAUUAUGCAUCUCAAGUUAUUUUGUGUUAAUUUGUACUACUGGGCUUGAAAGCCCAAGACUACUCAAAACACACCAAUGGAAACUCCCUCCACUUGCAAGUUUCUCUACUCGACCACUCCUUUACCGUAGCUAGGUGCAGGGAAGACGGCAAUCCCCUGUUCUGAUUCUAUAAUGUAGGCUGUCAUAUUUUUGUUCAGUAAAUUUUGAAGUUUUUAUUACUAAAUUAUCUAUAAAUCCUUUCUUUCUUUUUUCUUUUUUUUUUAAUAAAAAUAAGUUUUAAAAAAAAUUAAAGACAAACAAAACGGAAGUAAGCUGUCCCCAAGUCAUCAUGCAGCAGCAACGCGUCAAGUUCCCUGGUGGUGUGGAAAUAAUCUGACUUCUUUUAAAAUCAAUUAUUUAUGAAAAUUUAAUUCAAAAAUUUUCUUAAAUAAUAAUUAUUUUUUAUUAUUAUUUUUCUUAAUUACAAGUUAAUAAUAUAUACCAAAAUUUAAUAUAAAUAUCAAUACCAUUUUAUUUAAAUUAUAUAAAAAAAAAAAACUGACAGGAAUUUAAAAGACGUUUUCCUACUGGCCAAAAAUGGCCUCCUUUCAUUAAUUUGUCAGUGAAACUCCCACUUCACCUGGCCACUCACUCUCCAACUAAACAAUGUCAACAAUGGAGUCUCUCAUCCUCCAGCUCCACGAGGUCUCCGCCGUUAAAUUCGGCAGCUUCAAGCUUAAAUCCGGCAUCUCCUCCCCAAUAUACAUCGACCUGCGCCUCAUCAUCUCCUACCCAUCCCUCCUCCGCCGCAUCUCCCAAACCCUAAUCUCCUUCGUCUCUCCCUCCACCCCCUUCGACCUUAUCUGCGGCGUCCCUUACACCGCCCUUCCUAUCGCCACCUGCGUCUCCCUCUCUAAUAACGUCCCUAUGGUCAUGCGCCGCAAGGAGGUUAAAGACUAUGGCACCGCUAAGGCUAUUGAAGGCGUUUUCCAGAGCGGCCAAACUUGCCUUAUUGUCGAGGAUCUCGUCACCAGCGGCACCUCCGUUCUCGAGACCGCCACUCCUUUGCGUGCUGCGGGAUUGAACGUCACUGAUGCUGUCGUUUUGAUAGAUAGGGAACAAGGUGGGAAAGAGAAUUUGGAGGUGAAUGGGAUUAAAUUGCACGCCAUUAUUAAGUUGAGUGAGAUGGUUAGGGUCUUGAGGGAGAAAGGGAAGUUGGAUGAGGAAAUGGAAAGAAUCGUGAUGAAGUUUCUGGAGGAGAAUAGGAAGGUGGCAGCUCCAGCCAUGGAGAAAAUUAGGAUUAAAGCUUUGAAAUUUGAAGACAGAGCAAAGUUGGCGAAGAAUCCAACGGGGAAGAGACUGUUUGAAUUGAUGGUCAAGAAGGAGAGUAAUUUGUGUUUGGCUGCUGAUGUUGGGACUGCUGCUGAGUUGCUCGCCCUUGCUGAAAAGGUUGGACCAGAGAUUUGCAUGUUGAAAACCCAUGUUGACAUAUUGCCUGAUUUCACCCCUGAUUUUGGUUCAAAGCUUCGCUCGAUUGCAGAUAAAUAUAAUUUCGUAAUUUUUGAAGAUCGCAAGUUUGCAGACAUUGGCAACACUGUGACAAUGCAGUAUGAAGGGGGCAUCUUCCAUAUUCUGGAUUGGGCUGAUAUUGUUAAUGCUCACAUUAUUUCUGGUCCUGGAAUUGUGGAUGGAUUGAAAUUGAAGGGUCUGCCUCGCGGUAGGGGCCUAUUGUUGCUUGCAGAAAUGAGUUCAGCUGGUAACUUUGCCACAGGAGAUUACACAGCUGCAGCAGUAAAAAUUGCUGAAGAACAUUCAGAUUUUGUCAUUGGCUUCAUCUCAGUUAAUCCAGCAUCAUGGCCAGGGGCACCAAUAAAUCCAGCAUUUAUUCAAGCAACCCCAGGUGUUCAAAAGGUGACUGGGGGAGACGCCCUUGGCCAGCAAUAUAACACCCCAUAUUCUGUGAUCUAUGAUAGGGGUAGUGACAUCAUCAUUGUGGGCCGUGGGAUUAUAAAGGCAGCAGAUCCUGCAGAGGCAGCCCGUGAAUAUCGACUUCAAGGAUGGGAUGCAUACCUAGCUAAAUGCACUUGAUGCUGCAAUUGGGUCUGCCUCCCUCAGUUUUUUAAUGCUCACAAUGGCUUUUGUUUGUUAAAAAGAUGAGCCAAGUUUUGUUUAAUUUUCAACUGCAUGAUCUUGGUAUACCAUACAAACUUGAUAAAAGCUUUUGAGCAUCCCAUGUAACUGCUCUCUUUAGGCUUUGUUAUAUAUAAAUGAGGCGGAGUGCAAAGCUGUUUGUAGAUAUUUUGAAGUCUUCUCGAAUGAAAGCUUUCUAACUUCCUAUUGAA
Molecule: messenger RNA, 3144 nt
Organism: Hevea brasiliensis (rubber tree)
Lineage: Eukaryota; Viridiplantae; Streptophyta; Magnoliopsida; Malpighiales; Euphorbiaceae
Product: uridine 5'-monophosphate synthase
Exons: 7
Coding region: 1469-2890 (473 amino acids)
Biological process (GO): 'de novo' UMP biosynthetic process; 'de novo' pyrimidine nucleobase biosynthetic process
Molecular function (GO): orotidine-5'-phosphate decarboxylase activity; orotate phosphoribosyltransferase activity
Source: RefSeq, a predicted model, not a curated record